AUGUCUUACCCAGAUCAUCACGAUGAGGAGAAGAAGCAGGCUACCUUCGAUGUCGGUGCUGACUAUGAAGGAGCGCCCUCUAUUCAAGCAAUUGAUGCUUUGAUCGCCGAAGAUCACAAACAUGAAAUCAAGCUACGAACCCUGUCCUGGCAGAAGACUGCCUGGAUUCUCGCUGGAGAGCAGGUUUGUUUAGCUAUUAUGGCCCAGUCGUGGUCCCUAUCUGUUCUCGGAUGGGUUCCUGGUAUGAUCACUAUAGGUGCCUGCUUCGUUAUCUUCUGGUAUACAUCUAUUACAAUGCACCAAUAUAUCAUGAAAUACCCUCAUAUCAAGGAUAUCUGCGACUUUGGUUAUCACAUCUUUGGCUCAAGUCGGACGGCUUUUAUUUUUUCUGGCUUCAUGUUGAUCGCGAAUAAUGUUAUGCUGAUCGGUUUCCACGUCCUCACCGGUGCCAAAAUUCUGAAUACCCUUUCUGGUCACACAGUAUGCACUGCCGGUUUCUCGAUCAUUGUCGCCAUCAUGGGCAUCGUACUUAGUGCGCCUCGAACUCUCCGCCACGUGAGCUUCAUGUCCAUCCUCUCAUCCGCCUGCAUGGGUGUCGCAAUCCUCCUCUUCUUGGUUUUCGUCGGAAUUGAAGAUGCUCCUCUUUACGGAUACCACGGUGACUACCCCACAGAUGGACUUGUCAAGACCUACGCCUUCCCUCUUCCUGGUACUACUUGGGUGGAUUGCUUGAACGCUGUUCUGAACAUUACUUUCCUAUGGGUUCCUCAAAUUCUGUUCCCCUCCUUCAUUGCCGAGAUGGAACGUCCUCAGGAUUUCCCCAAGGCAUUGGCUGUUCUUGCUGGUAUCUCUUUGAUCCUGUUCACCGUGCCCCCAGCCAUUGGUUUCCAUUACCUUGGUCAAUAUGCUACUGCUCCCGCUUUUGGCAGUCUGGGCAUUGUUGCGUACAAGAAGGCUUCUUUCGGUUUCGUCAUCGUUCCCACUCUCCUCAUCGGCGUCAUCUACGCCAACGUCGUUGCCAAAUUCAUCUUCCUCCGCGUCCUUGGCAAGUCCAGACACGCUCACAGCAACACCAUCACUGGAUGGGGUGUCUGGCUUGUGAUCAUGGUCGCUAUUUGGAUCCUCGGAUUCAUCUUCGCCGAGGUUAUUCCCAGCAUGGGUGAUUUCCUCUCUCUUCUCAGUGCUGCAUUCGACUCCUUCUUCGGUUUCAUCUACUUUGCUGUUGCAUACUGGCAGUUGAACCGAGGAAAUCUGUUCGGAGGAGCUGUCAGGACUGGCUUGACCUUGUUGAACAUCUUGAUUUUCGCCAUUGGUCUGUUUGUUCUGGGCCCUGGUCUUUACGCUGCUGUCGAGGCUAUUAUUGCUGACUACUCUGGGAGUACGACGCCCGCCUUCACAUGUGCCAACAUGGCCAUUUAA
Molecule: messenger RNA, 1419 nt
Organism: Penicillium taxi
Lineage: Eukaryota; Fungi; Ascomycota; Eurotiomycetes; Eurotiales; Aspergillaceae
Exons: 4
Coding region: 1-1419 (472 amino acids)
Biological process (GO): amino acid transmembrane transport
Cellular component (GO): vacuolar membrane
Molecular function (GO): amino acid transmembrane transporter activity
Source: RefSeq, a predicted model, not a curated record